GUGGAUGGGAAAAAUUGGGUGGAAAAAGACCUUACCACAGCAAUGUGAUGUCGCCAUGCAGCGGGAAAAGCGCAGCCAUAGGAGCAGCCACAGACUCGUCACGUCCUGGCUUCUGCGGGUCCUAGAGCCAAAGGCCACAAGCGCGCGGUGGAGAUCUGCGAGAGAGACACAACACGUCCGAGAAUGGUCGGCCGGAAAGGAAAUAAAAAACGCAUUGUUAUUUGACGUUUUGAAUUACGCCAACCACGUCGACUACGAAUCAGACAAAGAACGGCUAGCCGACAGUUUGGACGGGAAGAAGGGGGGACGUCCUGCUGACUAGUGCGACGAGAGCUUUUCGCAGCGGCCAUCCAGGCAUCGCCAGCUGUCGCACACAAAGAGCACGGCAGCAGGAUCGGAGGGCGGGAAGGGAGAGCGGCCAGGCGUCAGCAUCGUGAGGUUGGACCGCAUUCAGAUUGAUAGGCAUGCAAGCCUCACGGACGAGAGAACCUGAGACUGUGGCGAGAGCGUUUUUGCCUUUCCCCUCCCUCGCCGGACUCCCGCCGCCCAAUGACAGCGCAAGCGCGCGACCGCCGAUCAUGGACCACGCGGUCACUGCGCAGUCUGCGCUGGCACGUGUGCGUGGCUCCAAGGGUUUUUCGCAAAAAGUCGGACUCUGAUCGAUGUACCUCUGUAGAUCCAAGUGGCGCAGCGACGCCCGCUCCUCUGAAGAGCGUCAGAGCCAUCGCGGGUCGGGCGAGCCUGCCAACGCCCGAUCGUGCCAAUCAGCUGGCCUGUGGCCCACGCCGAGCUAUUCUGCGCUCUCGCUGUCAAACACGUUAUCCUGAGGCGUCGAUCGUUCAGUGGCAAAAAGCCCGUCGCGAAAUGACUUCGACUCCGUCGUCCGCUAGAUCCGAAAGGAAUAACGAGGGUCGACUUUGGGCCCCACGAAACGAACGAGACCUAGACUUUGCGACCGCUCGGCCUCGUGGACGGAGCUUGGGGGUCGCAUUGGCGGAUGCGUCGAGCCUGUCCUAUCCUCCUUCUUCGCUUGCAUUUCAAAAGCGCAGCCGGGCCCUGAUUCGCGGACUUUGGUUGCCACCCGCUGGCGUGCGAGAUGCACGUCUUCGUUGCUGUUGGUAAGGAGUACCGCCCAAGCGCAGAGGACGUGGCCAACACGACCGAACACGCAAUCCCAAAGGCGUGAAUUUGCUGGUCCUCGGCGCGCAUUCGUAGCUCGGGCGCGUCGACGAGAUGAGCUGGGCCGGGGGGCGAGAAAAGCAGGUACGCAGACAUUCUCGGAUCAGAAGGGGGAAAGAUAGGGAGGAAACAAGGAUGUUAUUCGCAUGCACGUAGCAUGUUCGUGCAGAUGAUAUUGCGCUAGUCCAUUAAAUUUCCUUGGAACAAGAUCGGCCAGAAAGGCAAUACGUAGAUCAAUUAUUCCUAAAUCGUUUCUCGGUUCGUGACAGAAAAGAAA
Molecule: messenger RNA, 1456 nt
Organism: Verruconis gallopava
Lineage: Eukaryota; Fungi; Ascomycota; Dothideomycetes; Venturiales; Sympoventuriaceae
Exons: 1
Coding region: 550-1122 (190 amino acids)
Source: RefSeq, a predicted model, not a curated record